Hibiscus syriacus is the source of this 593-nucleotide messenger RNA. RefSeq lists its product as uncharacterized. The record is from RefSeq and is a predicted model, not a curated record. The coding region runs from base 154 to 519 and encodes 121 amino acids. The transcript is spliced from 4 exons. NCBI's taxonomy places the organism in Eukaryota, Viridiplantae, Streptophyta, Magnoliopsida, Malvales, Malvaceae.
AAACGUGGCCCAUUUCCUACAAACCCUAUGCCUAUACAAUAACACUCAACCAGCAGGCAGCAACCACGUCUUUCCAUUCUCCACAACAAUUUCUUUACUCUUUUACUCUGUAACUGCUUCAGCUGCUCGGUAUUAUAGUCAACUACACUUAGUAUGGCAAUGGCAACCAGAAUGACCUUUAGAUCUAUAUCUCGUAGGUUCUCGAGUGGGUCUGGGAAGAUACUCAGCGAGGAGGAAAAAGCUGCAGAAAAUGUUUACAUCAAAAAAAUUGAGCAAGAGAAAUUGGAGAAACUUGCACGCAAGGGACCCAAACCAGAGGAGAAGCCAGAUGCAGGUUCAGGGGGUAGCGUGACUGAAGCUAAGCCUAUUAGCUCUACCUCAACAACAGGGGCAUCUACCGAGAAAGUAUCAACUGAUAAGUAUCGAAACUAUGGGGUUCUCGCAGGUGUUGUGACCUUUGCUGGUGGUCUGGGAUGGUAUCUCAUGUCUAAGGAAAAGAAGCAAGAAGUCCAUGACUGAGGUUGAAUGCAUCAGAUUUUGAAAGUGGAACAUGCCGUGAACACUUUACCCCAUGCGCUGUCAUGCGGAGUAGU